Messenger RNA from Lagopus leucura (white-tailed ptarmigan), 1658 nucleotides. Its product is annotated as antigen-presenting glycoprotein CD1d-like. Bases 324 to 1658 code for a protein of 444 amino acids. Gene Ontology annotation, cellular component: external side of plasma membrane. Gene Ontology annotation, molecular function: lipopeptide binding; endogenous lipid antigen binding; exogenous lipid antigen binding. The transcript has 8 exons. Gene Ontology annotation, biological process: antigen processing and presentation, exogenous lipid antigen via MHC class Ib; positive regulation of T cell mediated cytotoxicity; antigen processing and presentation, endogenous lipid antigen via MHC class Ib. Lineage: Eukaryota; Metazoa; Chordata; Aves; Galliformes; Phasianidae. The record is from RefSeq and is a predicted model, not a curated record.
GAAGGAACAAUUCUCCAAACUCAAGAAACCUGUGUUAACUGCUUAUGAAUAUCUCAGGGCCAUUAGUGUCUGAAGGACAGUGGAGUGCUGCUGGUGGGCUGGUCUCAGUGUGCCUCCUCGUGUUCCUUGUCCCUGCAGUCCAUUCUGAUGCGUCUCCUGGUCCCAUGCUCCUUUCAAGUGACUCUUGGUCUUGGGAGGUCUCCCACUGGAGACUGACCUCAAAGUCACCUCAGGCAGGAUGGCUCCUGGGACAGACUUACAAGAGGAGGAGACCAUUUGUGCCAUCCCUAUGUGGUAACCCUUGAGGUUUUUUCGGUUCAGCCAUGGGCCAGAAAGAAUCCUUCCAGACCCAUAGCCUGAAUACCUCAGCCCAGCUCCCUGCAGAGGGCACCUCAGGGACCUCCCCAAAACCUCAGCACAGAACCUAUUGGCUGCUGUGGCCACCCAGUGCCACCAGCAAGGCGAGAGCUGCCUUGAGAAGUGAGCAGUCCCUUCAUCAUCCUGCUGCAUCUGUGAGGAGCUGCACUGCAGACACCAUGCAGCCCCAUGCCAUCCUCCUUCUGUUCUUCUUCCCUGGGACCUGGGCAGAGCCAGAGGGCUCCCACAUGCUCAAGCUUCUCCAUUUCGCCACCUUCCAAAACAGCACCUCCGUGCUUGUGGGAGGACUGGGACUCUUGGGGGACGUGGAAAUAGGGUCUCUGGACAGCCGCACUGGGAACAUCCACUACUACCGGCCCUGGCUGCGCCCAUCCCUGCUGAAAGGUGACUGGGAUGUCAUCGAGAGCUCCAUCAAGUCAUACGUGAGAGAUUUCAGCAGGCUGGUGCAGAUGUACACCACAGUGCCCUACCCUUUUGUCUUCCAGUCCUCCAUAGGCUGUGAGCUCCAGUCCAAUGGGACCAUCAGGACCUUCUUAGACAUUGCUUACGAGGGCCAGAAUUUCCUCCGUUUCUGCCUGGACAAAGGCACUUGGGAUCAGAUGCAACAUAACCAGUUGGCAGCCAUAGCUGAGCACCUGAUGAUGAACGCCAGCACUCUCAAUGAGGUGAUCCAAGUGCUCCUCAACAACACCUGUGUGGACAUUCUGAGAAUUUUCAUCCAGGCUGGGAAAGCAGAUCUGGAGAGACAAGUGCCACCCAUCGCUGUGGUCUUCGCCCGCACGGCCGGCCCAGCGCAGCUCCUGCUGGUUUGCCGUGUCACCAGCUUCUACCCACCGCCCAUCACCAUCACCUGGCUGCGGGACGGCAGAGAGGUGCCGCCGAGCCCGGCGCUGAGCACCGGCGCUGUGUUACCCAACGCCGACCUCACCUACCAGCUCCGCAGCACCCUGCUGGUGUCCCCCCGGGACGGGCACAGCUACACCUGCCGCGUGCAGCACUGCAGCCUGGGUGACCGCAGCCUCCUCGUCCCCUGGGAGCACUCCAAGCAGGGGCUGAGCGCGGGGCUCGGGGCGGUCCUGCUGCUGGCUGCGGCCGCCGUCGCCGCAGGGUUGGUGUGGAGAUACAGGAAGCGGCAGCGCUUGGACGAGGAGCGCAGCAUCCCUCUGGAGGAGCACCGGAGCGCAGCGCAGGAUGGGGCAGCCGCGGGACACUACGGGGGCUGCGGCCGCGGAACGCCCGCGACGCCCACCAGCGGCGCUGGAAGCGCUGAGCAGCACUGA